AUGAUCGUGGCAUGAACCCUAAAUCCUCAACAUGUUUGAGUGCUGUUUUUUUUUUUUUUUGUCUGAUACACGCCCUUGGAUGAGUUCAGUGAAUGGCCAUUGGCCAGUCUCUUCUGAACCAACCAGAGUGUACUCUUACUCUUACCCAACACCCAACGAAGCACUUGCAGUUUCAGUUUCAGUGUUGAGGAAGAAGAAAAGAUGGAGUGGUGGAUGUCAAUGCCAAAGGUGGAACUCUAUGCUCACCUCAAUGGAUCCAUCAGAGGCUCCACUCUCCUAGAACUCGCUAGAGCUUUGUGGGACAAGGGUCUAAUAGAUUUUUCCCAAGUGGAGCAUGUUAUCCUUAAAAAUGAUCACAUGACUGUUACAAGAAUUGCGAAUGAAGUUGUUGAAGAUUUUGCAUCAGAAAAGGUUGUCUAUCUCGAAUUGAGAACCACCCCAAAGAAAAACGAUUCCCAAGGAAUGAGCAAACGUUCUUAUGUUGAAGCUGUAUUGCAAGGGAUAAGAUCUGUCAGCUCGAUUGAUGUGGCUUUAAUUCCUUAUACUGAGGAUCCUAGAAAUCUUUUAGAAUCUCCAGCUACAAAUGAUAAAUGUGAUGGAAAUAGUAGGAAGAAAAUCUUUGUUAGGCUUCUCUUGAGUGCUGAUCGUAGGGAGACAACAGAAGCAACUAUGGAAACUGUCAAACUGGCACUGGAAAUGAGGCAUUUGGGGGUGGUUGGAAUUGACCUAUCUGGGAAUCCAAAGGUUGGCGAAUGGUAUGUCAAUCUAUCAAGGACUCUAGCAUAGUAAUUCGUAAUGAUGCUUUAGAUCAAAGUCUCCCGUUAUCUUUUUUUGGAAAAGAUACUUGCCAGCAUUGAAAUUCGCCAGAGAACAAGGUCUUUUUGUAACCCUUCAUUGUGGAGAGGUGCGCCAAUCUUUUAUUGUACCUGUUACCUGUGGUGAUUACCUGACUGGUCUGUUUUGCUUGUUUCGUGCUUUUAGGUUCCUAAUUCAAAGGAGAUACAAGACAUGCUCGAUUUUGUUCCCCAUAAUCGGACAUGCUUGUUUCUUUGAGGAGGAACACCGGAGAAAGUUGAAGUCUACUAACAUUUCCGGUUGAAAUUUAUUUGCUUGCUCACGUCCAUUGCUGCAACACAGGCAAGCAGCUUUGAAUAGCGUGAGAGGCUCACUUGGAGAUUAACUAGCAUUGAGAUCCGUCGUGAUUCCCCCUCCAUUCUAUGAAAUUUAAUGAAUUAAUAACAAAAGACUGAAAAUAUUGGCAAAACAUAGGCCAAAUAUCUAUCUAUUAAUAUAUAAUAAGAAUAUAGUUGUGGUAUUUGCUCGACAAGUGGAGUGUUCUGUGUUUGCCACGUGGAGCUGUGUAUGAUUGACAAGUGACUUUCAAGAAGAGAAUAUGAGAGAGAGAGUUGUCAGUUCUGAUAGGGGGAGUAGUUGGCACCAGACAUCCUCUUUCAAUGUCGCAGAGAAGAGAAGAAGAAAAGGUCGGUGAAGAGAUAAAGCACGACGGAAGAAGUGGUGGGUGGCGAUGACAACGACGGUCACAGAGAAGGAUGCUAGAUCGACAGAGAAAAGACCUACAGAAUAAUUAAACCAAAUAUAUAUUAAUAUUUUUAUAAAUAAAUUAUACAUAAAUACAGUAAAAUAGAUUAUGUACACGACUCAGAUGUAGCCCAGACUUUACAAUAGUUUAAUAUCGACUGUGCUAUAGGCAUUGAUUUAUUGUUGUAAAAGAGGUUAUCUAUAAUGCAUUA
Messenger RNA from Arachis duranensis, 1751 nucleotides. Its product is annotated as N6-mAMP deaminase. NCBI's taxonomy places the organism in Eukaryota, Viridiplantae, Streptophyta, Magnoliopsida, Fabales, Fabaceae. The record is from RefSeq and is a predicted model, not a curated record. Gene Ontology annotation, molecular function: adenosine deaminase activity. Gene Ontology annotation, biological process: inosine biosynthetic process; adenosine catabolic process. Bases 202 to 786 code for a protein of 194 amino acids. The transcript has 8 exons.